GGGAGGUUCUUUUCCGUUUUAGUAUAACAUUUUCCCACUCACUCUUUGAGAUUUCACUAAUGAAGGUUUUAAAGACAUAGCAUUUGUAUUUUAAUUUACUGCUCCCAUUUUUUCCCUGCUGCAAAAGAGUUCCGUCGUCGAGUUGUGCCUUUGGACGUUUUUACGUACUUCUAUAUCCUGUAAAAUAUAAUAUCAGGGGCUCCUCAUUCUUAAAUGAUGGGAAUCUCCAAUCUUUUAUUAAUGCAGCGAAUGGUGCCCAAAAUGCUAAUGCGUAUAAUGGAUUAGAUAAAUGUGAAAUAUUAUUCGCCGUACUUUUUCUUUCUAAUUUAACAAAUUGGUGGGGAAAAGUAAAAUCAUUUUCGUGCAUUGGCUGUGUAAAAAUUGUCCUACCAUGUUUUCUGUUCUCCUCCGCUUUAUGGUUGCAACCUUUUCCACCUAAUUUAUUUGCCUUUCUUCACGUUUUUUUUCAUUCAGGGAAUAUGCUUCGAAGUGUUUUAUUAUUUUGACCAUUUUUGAUUGAAUUCCGUUUUUCUUUAUCAACAAUUUUCGUAUCGAACACAACAACCCUUGGCAACUUUGUUACAUCAAAACCUACUUUAAGCCCUAAAAACACUUUGCAGCUAUAAACUUUUUACACGUAAAUGUUAUGUUCAAACAUUUAUUAGUUUGGCUUAUAACCGUCUUAGUCUGAUCAAAUAUUCAUAUAAAUUUGACAUUGUGCAUUCACCGGAGAACAAUUCCGCGAAUCCAUUCUUUGCUUAUUUUUAUCGGCCAUGGAUUACAUCCAGGUGCCGGAAUGGCUGGUUUCUCGAACUGAAACGAAUGUACAGAAAAGGCUGUCCCUUCCCUUUUCUAUGCGAAUUUCUCAGUCCAGUCUGGAGAAAGUGGCCUCAAAAAGUCCAGAGCUCCUGGAUGUCGAGCAACCACUAUCGUAUACUGUGCGGAGAAAUUCCCUGCAGGAGCUUGGAUUUGGAAAGGCGGAAUCCUACUGUAGACUGGAGAAGCUUGGAGAGGGUACAUAUGCCACUGUGUACAAGGGAAUGUCGCGGCUCACACAAUGUAUGGUGGCUCUCAAGGUCAUCAGAAUGGAAAAGGAUGAAGGGACCCCGUGCACUGCCAUUAGAGAAAUUUCGAUCCUGAAGAACUUGAGACACGCCAACAUUGUUACCCUGCAUGACGUCAUUCACGGCCAAAGCUCUCUCACUCUAGUCUUCGAAUACCUGGAAAACGACUUAAAGAAAUUUCUGGACAACAGAACUGACCUGCUUCCUGUUGAGGAUCUCCAGAUCUUUCUGGCCCAAAUUCUACGUGGACUGGGCUACAUACACGAGCGAAAUAUCCUCCACCGAGACUUGAAACCUCAAAAUCUUCUCAUCAACAGUCGCUGCGAGCUCAAAAUUGCAGAUUUUGGUCUGGCGAGAGCAACCAGUGUCCCUUCGAAGUUGUUUUCCAAUGAGGUGGUCACUCUGUGGUACAGACCCGCAGAAGUACUCCUGGGAUCCAACCAGUACAACUACCCUUUGGACAUGUGGGGAGUGGGCUGUAUCUUCUACGAGAUGGUGACUGGCAAGCCGAUGUUCCCUGGGCAAAAUGUUGACAACCAGCUCUCGGAGAUUUUCAGCCGACUGGGAAUGCCCUCGUCUGACGAAUGGCCCGACUUCGAUGAGAGCAAAGUGAAGUCCAAGUUCAGAAUCAAGAGUCUCAAUCGAACUCCUUUGCAGGAUGCUUUCAAGAGAAUAAACGAGGAAGGCUUGGAGCUGAUAAACAGCUUUUUGUCGUUUGAUACUACUAAAAGACCAACUGCAAGAGAAGCUUUAACACGCAGCUUUUUCAACUCGAUGCUUCCUGAGCUUUUGCAACUGAGAGACGAUCAGUCCAUUUUUGCUCUAAGUACAGUCAGAGAGCCGAUGAACUUCGACGAAGUGACUCUUUUUGUGCCAGAUUUGAAGAAGAUAAAGCAGAAGAAGAUGAAAGGGCGUCUCUCGCUGACAUCCGCCCUUCUGAAAUAGAUGACACGAUUUCUGUUUUUAUUUGAGUUGAAGUUUUAUUAUUAUUGUUGUUGAGUUAGAAUAAUUAUUGAGUGGGCUGAAGCCAGCCAAUAUAUGAAUGGACUGGAAAAGAACCAGACGAAAAUUCCAACUACCAGAGAAUUGCUUCAUGUAUUACCAUGGUACGCAUC
Molecule: messenger RNA, 2179 nt
Organism: Symsagittifera roscoffensis
Lineage: Eukaryota; Metazoa; Xenacoelomorpha; Acoela; Convolutidae
Product: cyclin-dependent kinase 17-like
Exons: 13
Coding region: 774-2009 (411 amino acids)
Biological process (GO): protein phosphorylation
Cellular component (GO): nucleus; cytoplasm
Molecular function (GO): ATP binding; cyclin-dependent protein serine/threonine kinase activity
Source: RefSeq, a predicted model, not a curated record